Haplochromis burtoni (Burton's mouthbrooder) is the source of this 734-nucleotide messenger RNA. It is a transcript of the gene polr1d, whose product is annotated as RNA polymerase I and III subunit D. Gene Ontology annotation, biological process: DNA-templated transcription. Gene Ontology annotation, cellular component: RNA polymerase I complex; RNA polymerase III complex. Bases 73 to 417 code for a protein of 114 amino acids. NCBI's taxonomy places the organism in Eukaryota, Metazoa, Chordata, Actinopteri, Cichliformes, Cichlidae. The record is from RefSeq and is a predicted model, not a curated record. Gene Ontology annotation, molecular function: protein dimerization activity; DNA binding; DNA-directed RNA polymerase activity. The transcript is spliced from 5 exons.
AAACUAGAUUCAGGGCUAAAGAGCACAGAACUAAACCUUACUCUGUUGACGGAUGCAGUGGGAAAGUGAAGCAUGGCCGGGGAAGGAGAAAAGAAAGCAGUACUAGAAAUGGUCCAGGCCGACGGGGCAGAUGAGGGCUGUGUGACUUUUGUGCUGCACGACGAGGACCAUACGUUAGGGAACUCCCUCAGAUACAUGAUCAUGAAGAAUGCGGAUGUGGAGUUUUGCGGCUACACCAUCACCCACCCGUCAGAGAGCAAGAUCAACUUUCGCAUUCAGACACGAGGGGGAAUUCCAGCCGCAGAGCCGCUGCGGAGAGGCCUGAACGAGCUCAGCGAUGUUUGUCAACAUGUUCUCAACACAUUUCAGGCAAGAGUUAAUGAGUUCAAAGAAAGACAAGAGCAACCCAUGGAAUGAACGGCGUUUGGCACGAGGGACAGCGAGGGAGUCGGAGACACCAGUUCUGCAUCCACACCAUGAAAAUGAGUUACCUGGACAUUUCUACUUUUUUUUCGUAUUAUUUAAAUAUACAUACUAGGGAGCAGGAGGAAUGGCAAGUUCUCCGAUUCCUGAACACAGUCUGUAUCAGUUUCAAACAUCUGUGCAGCUUUUGUAUUUGUAGUAUUUUCAAAUUGAUUAAUGAUGAUAAAUGUGAAUACGUUUUGUGUUUAUCAUUCCCUGAAUGCUGGAAUGAUGAUUGAAACAAAUAUAAAACAUUAAACUCUUAAAGACUU